Cyprinus carpio (common carp) is the source of this 2298-nucleotide messenger RNA. Its product is annotated as partitioning defective 6 homolog gamma-like. The record is from RefSeq and is a predicted model, not a curated record. NCBI's taxonomy places the organism in Eukaryota, Metazoa, Chordata, Actinopteri, Cypriniformes, Cyprinidae. Gene Ontology annotation, biological process: centrosome cycle; establishment or maintenance of cell polarity; regulation of cellular localization. Gene Ontology annotation, molecular function: protein kinase C binding. Gene Ontology annotation, cellular component: apical plasma membrane; cell cortex; nucleus.
GGAGCGAUGAUGUCAUUUGUGAAAACUUAGCCUACUCCCUCUAGUGAGAGACGCUGAUUUGUCUUUCACAUAAUUUUUCUGCAGAAGUUUUGUGAAGUGGCCGAGACAGAGCGCGAACUCAAGUUAGGAAACCCUGUUACGCAGCCUACGAGGACUAACUUUCCCGCAGUUUGAAAGUGAAGACUGGACGUUCAGUAUAAAUCGAGCCCAUCCUCCUGGACGGGCUGAAAAGUUUCAAGCGCUCGAGAUGAACCGGAGCUUUAAUAACAAAUCGCAGUCUCUGCGUAGCUUGAACAUGAACGCCGUGGAAGUGAAAAGCAAGUAUGGAGCAGAGUUCCGGAGGUUUUCAGUGGAUCGACUAAAACCUGGCAAAUUUGAGGAAUUCUACAAACUCAUCAUGACCAUCCACCGGAUUGCAAACAUGGAGGUGAUGAUCGGAUACGCUGACAUUCACGGAGACCUCCUCCCCAUCAAUAACGACGAGAACUUCAGCAAGGCAGUGUCCACUGCACACCCACUGCUGCGAAUCUUUAUCCAGAGACAAGAAGAGGUUGACUACAGCAGCUUUGGCACCAGCACUCUGACCCGGAAAAAGAAGGCCGUGGUCACUCUUCGCAACGACCUGUACCGCAAACGGCCCCACAUCCGCAUUGGCAUGCCUCAGGAUUUCCGUCCCGUGUCGUCUAUUAUUGACGUGGACAUCCUUCCUGAAUCUCACCGGAGAGUUCGGCUCUACCGGCAUGGCUCGGACAAGCCCCUGGGAUUCUACAUCCGUGAUGGAACCAGUGUCCGUGUUACACCCCAUGGCUUGGAAAAGGUCCCAGGUAUCUUCAUUUCCCGUCUGGUACCUGGAGGCCUGGCCGAUAGCACGGGCCUGCUGGCCGUCAAUGAUGAGGUCUUGGAGGUCAAUGGCAUCGAGGUCACAGGAAAAACGUUGGACCAGGUGACUGACAUGAUGAUUGCAAACAGCCACAACCUUAUUGUGACUGUGAAGCCGGUGAACCAGCGCAACAAUGUGGUGCGCAGCAGUCGUAUCUCGGCCAGCUCUGGUCAGUCAUCCGACAGCAGCGGUUCGGUGGGAUACCCUUCCAUCACCGCUCCCACCGGUGCCACCGCCAUCUCUCAUGGCUACAGCCCAGAGGACCUGGAGAGUGACGAGGAGUCGGACAUUGUAAUUGAGAGCAACAUCAAGAGGCCAUCACGACGUUCCAAUGCCUCGGUAGCUUCAACUGCAUCCCGGUCCCAGACGCAAGCAACCACUGUGACCCCACCCAGCCCCCCUACACGACCCCAAACAAGGCCUCCAUCCACAGUGUCCACAGCGUCUUUCCACUCUCAACCGAGCUUUAAUGGCAUAGUGCACAAUAGUUUGAGUUUCAAGUUGCAGAAGGACCUUACCCUCCAACACCACCCCUACCACAGCAGCAACCCCGCUAUGCGGGAGAGCAACUGCAGCCUACACAAAAUCCUCAGCAGCCUGAGGACAGACCCCCGUCACAGCCUGGCUUUACCCAGAGGAGGGGUGGAGGAGGAUGGCACAGUCAUCACUUUAUAAUACAUGUACUCUCUUAAAAUCCAGCCCUCCCAGAGACUCUGCCUUUCAGCCUGGGACAUCAGACUCGACUUUGAACCUCACCAAACUUUAAGGGAUUUAAAUAAUGAAUAAUUUAACAGAAACAAUAUCUGGAAUUUUAAUCUUUUUUUUUUUUUAAAUGUUUGCUUUCCCUGUUGUAAUGUCUUAACUGUCAAAAAUGUUUCAGAUUUAGUGGCAUGUCUCUUUUUCUAAGCAGAACCACUUUUUUAUCUCGUCUAUCAGUGUUUCUCAGUUCUUGUUUAGCUCUGGUUUAUUUUAAUCAUGUUUUCUAAAUGUCUCUUGGGACCAGAAAUUGGGCUUAGACCUGUGCUACUGUUGUCUUCUGUUUAAACUUUGUAUCUGAAAACAAACAUGUGCCCCAGUGUAAUAGAAAAGCCAGUUACAUUGUGCAAAUGGCAAAAUGAAUUUACACUUAAUCAUAAAUACAAACAUUUUGUUUUCCCUGCCUAAUCCAAGUUAAUAACUAAAUAGCAUUAAUAUUCAUUAUCAUGAAUUUUUGGUGAUAAUCUGCUGCUGUUUAGUACAUCUGUAUGUCACUUCAGUGUUAAUGAAGCCACUCAGAUCCACACAGUUGAACAGACUGCUGUCUCAUAGUAGUCAGAUUUUUAAUGUUGAUGUAGCCACUGAUCAUACUUAAAGGGACAGUACUCCCCAAAAUUGAAAAUUCUGUCAUGAUUGACUCACCUUCAACUUGCUCCAAACCU